AUGAAGCGCAAGAAGCACCAAGAUGAGGCAGAGAGGCACCAUAUCUCGCUACAGAACCACACCGGCAUCCUGAACGCGCUGCUUGCGGCAGGCGGCGUUGCGGACGACGCCACUGGCUCAACGCCUCACAAGCAGGCAGCCAGGCCGUUUGGCCGAUCCGAUGCCACACAG
Monoraphidium neglectum is the source of this 171-nucleotide messenger RNA. RefSeq lists its product as hypothetical. NCBI's taxonomy places the organism in Eukaryota, Viridiplantae, Chlorophyta, Chlorophyceae, Sphaeropleales, Selenastraceae. The transcript has a single exon. The record is from RefSeq and is a predicted model, not a curated record. The annotation marks the transcript as partial.